UUUUUAGCUUUGACAUUUGACAAAUUGACAAUUCCUUCUUUAGCUCAAGAUAUAUGUGGUGGCGUUGUUAUUUGGUUGUUAUCUCACCAUUCGAAAUUAAUAAUCCAGUCUUUUUAUCUUUAAUAUAAUAAAAAAAAGUAUAUUUGGAUAUUAUAUAUUUGAUUAUGAAUGAAGAACAGAGUACAGAUCCACAAUUAGAAAACUUUAUUCUGUCAGAAACUCAAAAACAAAGAUUUCAGGUUUUGGUGCACGGACUUACGGAUACGUGCUGGGAUACAUGUAUGGGUAAACCAUCAGUACGCUUGGAUUCUAAAACUGAAGUAUGCAUUAUGAACUGUGUUGAAAGAUUUAUUGAUGCUACAACUUUUAUAACUAAAAGACUUAUGAAUACAACAAAGUAUCGAUCUGACGCUCCUCUCGAAUUUCAAUAGUAAUAAAGAAACAAGUUAUAAAGAUGUUUUCUGCUGUCAAAAACUUUUUGCAACGUCACAAAAGGAAAUUUAUUGUAACUGGUGCCGUGUUUGGCUCUUUGUAUUUGCUUCUGAGCUAUGCUCAAAAAAGACUUAGAGAAUGGCAAGAAAAGGAGGCAAAAAAGUUUUUUGAAAUGACUCGAAAAAAACAACAUUUUGAAAGUACAGAGAGAACAUGUAAUCAAACUAUACUUACUCUGUCAAAAAUAGUUUCGGAAAGUAUUUUACGAUUACUUAAUACAGAAGAAAUCAUACAAAAAUUACAAGAUAAUCCCGACAAUAAACUUGCCUUAUGGGAACAGAUGAAAAUAAUGAUUUUUACGAGAAUUUGUGUUUUAACAUAUGCUCUGUCUAUAUUGAAUGUCACAUUAAGAGCACAACUGAAUAUAAUUGGUGGCUAUUUGUACAGAGAUUCUGUACAGGAAGGUGAACCACUUAUAGACAGUGAGUUACAAGCAAAAUAUUUGUCGCUAUGUCAUCAUUUUGUAGGUCCAGGAGUAGAAGAUUUAUCUAAGCAAAUAGAAAAGGCAGUUAAAAGAGUUGUAGAACCUAUUUCAUUAAAAAAGAAAAUAACAUUACAAGAAGUAGAACAAAUCUUUUGGUCCAUACAAACAAUUUUGUGCACUGACACUAAUGAUGGAGAUCCCAUUAAAAAAAUGGUUCACUAUUUAGUAGAUCAUACUGAAAUAAACGAUGCCAAAUUUGAUACAAUUGUAAAAGAAACCAUGGACAUUUUAGAGAGUGAUGAAGUUAUGUCAGUUGCCAUGUCCACGGUCAGUAGGAGCUUCUCCACUGUUGUUGAUGAGGUAGCAAAUUUAUUUGCAGCUAAAUGGGUGCCUACUAAGAAAAACCAUUUAGAAGUUGUAGAAGAGCAGGUAAUAACAAAUGGAGCAUUGAAAUUGGGAGCAAGUUUAGACCCAUUUGUUGAUGUGAACAAACUAGAUAUGCACUUUGUUAAACUUUUACCUGUUAUGAAUGAACUUAUUAUGAAAAAUACUUGCAAAGGCAACACCAACAUUCCAGAUUUACUUACACAACAGCUUACAUUGAAUGAGAAGCUAAAAAUGCUCGGUGCAAAUGUAUAUGAAGUGUUUAGCAAUAUAUAAAUAUAUUGCUUAGGUGAUAAACUUAAUAAUUAGAAUUAAUAUGGCUUAUAAAUUAAUUUGCAAAAAUUUAGUUAAAAGGUAUACUUCACAAGAAUAACAACAUUCUUUGGUCAUUUCAGGGUAGUUUAUAAAAUAAAUAAUGUUGAAAUGUUUGCAAAUACUGUGGGGUGGUAUAA
Molecule: messenger RNA, 1752 nt
Organism: Melitaea cinxia (Glanville fritillary)
Lineage: Eukaryota; Metazoa; Arthropoda; Insecta; Lepidoptera; Nymphalidae
Gene: Pex3
Product: peroxisomal biogenesis factor 3
Exons: 2
Coding region: 455-1576 (373 amino acids)
Biological process (GO): protein import into peroxisome membrane
Cellular component (GO): peroxisomal membrane
Molecular function (GO): protein-macromolecule adaptor activity
Source: RefSeq, a predicted model, not a curated record